GAAUCCGAACAUUCUCAGACAUUGCUAAUACAUCCCCAAACGCAUCGAUUGAAGAACGCACUGUAUUAAGUAACUAAUGCUUUUAUCAGGUUUAGCAACAAACGCCACCAUUUUGUUACCUAACAGAAAAACCAAAGCUCCGCGACUGAACAGUUUAUUGUCGUACACUAUAGUGCGUUUCAAUGGCAGGGGACGAAAGUGUCUUUCUGAGGGCGAAGGAUCGGAGUUAUAAGGGGCUGACAGAAGAGCUGCUGUGAAGGUGUUAUAUACAACUGAAGUUUCUAUACGACAAGCGAGAGGAACAUUUCCACACAAUCCAGAUGAACAGAAGGAGUGGAGCGGGCCUUUUUAUUUCAUCCAGGCUGCAGACCCUCAGCUGGGCCUAAUGAAGGCAUGGAGGAUUGGUGACUGCGAUUCAGGAGGCGAUGAGUGGACUGAGGAGGUCCAGCUCACAAAGCAGGCAGUCCAGGCCAUCAACAAACUACAGCCCAGACCUCGCUUCAUGGUCCUGUGUGGAGACCUGGUCCACGCUAUGCCUGGAAAUGAGUUCAGAGAAGAACAAGUUAAGGACCUCAAAGAAGCACUGAGAGGCACUGACCCCGACAUUCCUCUUGUGUUCGUCAGCGGCAACCACGACCUUGGCAACACACCCACUCCGGACACCGUGGAGCAGUUCUGCCGUGACUGGGGCGAUGAUUACUUCAGUUUUUGGGUGGGUGGGGUCUUGUGUUUGGUGUUGAACUCUCAGUUCUUCUUCGACUCAUCAGGCUGCCCUGAGUUAAUGGAGGCCCACGAGGUCUGGCUGGAGAGCCAGCUGCAGAGAGCCAUCCAGACCCCCUCCCACCACGUGCUUGUCUUCCAGCACAUUCCGCUCUUCCUCCGUACACCUGAUGAAGAGGAUGACUACUUCAACCUGCAGAGGGGAAUCAGAGAGCGCUUGAUCCAGAGAUUCAAACAGGCAGGGGUGAAAGCUGUGUUCUCUGGUCACUACCACAGAAAUGCAGGAGGAUGCCAUGAUGGGCUGGAUAUGGUGGUGAGCUCUGCAGUCGGUUGUCAGUUGGGGAAUGACACUCACGGUGUGCGAGUGGUGGUAGUUACUGAAGAUUACAUCAUCCAUCGCUACCAUAGUCUGGAUCAAUUAACCGAAAGAGGAAUGGAUGAAGACCUGAAGAAAUUGUUGGUUUAAAACCACCUCCAGAUCAAUAAUCAUGUGGUUGUGUCCUCAUCUUCAACAUUCAUAAUAGAAACUGAGCCGUUGUUAGUACAUUUAGAGGUUUUUUUUUUUUUUUUUUACAGGAACAAAAAGAGUCUUAUGUUCUGUAUACAUUAGCAAGCAUUAAAAAAUUUGAACCAGUGGCACUUUUGAUCUUUGAUACUCACAUCAUCUGUCUCCACGUUUUAAUCAUGCAAAUGUGUCUGAGAAUUCCUUAAACAGUGAAGAUAAAUCACCUCAUCAUACUAAUGGAGUGAGGAGAUGCUAGGGUGCAAUGGUAGUUUAAUAGUGCUGAACAUUUUGGAUGACAGUUUGAUGAGUUCACUCCUUGCUCCUCUCUGCUCAUUACUCUGUUCUGUCUCUGAGAGGAGGGAAGAGGCAAUCUCCAUGGUAACUAUUGAAAGACAUGACUGCGUUGACCGGGACAUCGAGUCACUUGUACUGUGGGUGGAUCACUGAAAACAUAAUUGCUGACCUCACCUCACACUUGGACGAUUGCAGCCGGGUGUGACUUUGACGGCAGGCAUACAGCAAUAAAGACAUUUUAAAUGACCAAGCUCUUGUCUGAAUUCAAUCUGAGACCUCACCAGGGUAAUACAUGCUAAAAUUAAACUGGAUGUUUUCCAGUUUUCUCUGGAUCUUUCCAUGUAAUAUUUAUAUGUAAUGUCUAAUGGUAUGAUCAUACAGAGGGGUUCAAAAGUUUAACGUUUUCAUUAUAAAUGAUGUAAAAGACAUUCAGUUUGAGUGAAAAGUUGAAUUGAAAACUGAACAUGAUUAUCAGAAUGUUUUAGUAUUUUAUUUGUGCUCCUUUAGCUUUAAUGGUGGUGACACUUGAGCUGCAUGAACAUCUGACUCACUGUACAAAGGUGUUCACAUGAUCAAUGUUGCAAAUUUACGGUAACACUACAAUAAGGUCUAAUUUGUUAACUCGCAUGAACGAGUAAUGAGCAGUAUAUUUUGUUAAUGUUAGUUAAUAAAAGUACAUUUGUUCAUUGUUUAUGUUAUUUUAGAGUACAUUACCUAAUGUUGAUGGACACAACUGAUUUAUUGUAGUAGUAAAUGUUAAAAUUAACAAUAAGAUAUUAGUAAAUGCUGGAGUAUUGUUUGUGUUAGUUAAUCUUAACUAAUGCAGUUAAGUAAGGGAUAAUGUACAUCAAGCCAGUUGAUCUCAGAAUAAACCCAGACAGGGUGAUCAGGAUUUUACUGAGUUUUAAUAUUUUAUUAGCUUACUAAACGCAAAACUUUGACAAAGAAAAAACAUUCCUAGCGAGCGUAUAGCGCUGCUGACUUCAGUAACACGGAUGAGCCUGUGUUAUCUGCUUUCAGCGGUUGUUAUCGGGGAAUAACAUACCGAAUCAGAAUCAAGUAUUCCACAGAGCCGUGUAAUAACUAAUGGUAACAGGUGAAACCUUAUUGUAAAAUGUUAGCUAAUUUACUUGAUUAGUGACCUAGAAAUCUGAGCGCAGAAUCUGAAGUAUUUCUUAUUCAUUUUAUGUCAUAUUUCUUUGUUUUAAUUGUAUAAUUGCCAGGUUUAAUAGAAUUAGAUUCAAAUAGAUUUUGAAUUCUGUACAUGGUUGUAUUUUUGUACUGUACUUUAAAUGAUAAAAUAAAUCAAAAAAUGCUU
Messenger RNA from Ctenopharyngodon idella (grass carp), 2837 nucleotides. RefSeq names its product calcineurin-like phosphoesterase domain containing 1 (gene cpped1). The record is from RefSeq and is a predicted model, not a curated record. Gene Ontology annotation, molecular function: hydrolase activity. NCBI's taxonomy places the organism in Eukaryota, Metazoa, Chordata, Actinopteri, Cypriniformes, Xenocyprididae. The transcript is spliced from 5 exons. Bases 386 to 1186 code for a protein of 266 amino acids.